GCAGCAGUGACAAACAGCUUUGAGCAGGGCUGGACUUGCCUUCAGGUAUUUCUUAUCUAAAAACAAGAAAAAACAGCUGCACAGGAUCUUCACAUACCUCUGACAGCAAGAAUCAUCUUAUGAUCUGGAUCUCAUCACAAACCUGAAGCAGUGCUGUUCCCACUUUGGAGCCCAGUGACUGAUAAUGACUUCAGCACUGAUUAUAGCCCUGCUGACCUUUGGCCUGUCAGUGUACAGUGUGGCCUUUGUCCCCAUUGGUGGUGGUGCAUCCACUCAUGUCAGCAUUACAGGAACAGCUUUACUGCAAGAAGUGACAGAAACGUGUCGGUCGAUGGCUGAGGCAGCUGGUCAUGAGUUUGAGCCCACGGGUUCAUCUCCUGAGGAGCUGGUCCAAGCUUGUCUAGGUCCCUCAGCACCAGGACAAGUGUCUGGAGAAAAAUUUCACUCUGCCCUUCAACAAAUCUACACCCAGAAUGGGCUGGUAGACCGAGACUUUAUCAACAGUGCUCCACACCACUUCAACUCAGAGGCCUUUCUUGAGGGACGUAGGCUUAUCACUGAGGGUGUUGUAGCCAUAAAGGCGAACAUUCGUAGUGAGAACUUCCAGGCUGCCAGGGAGACGCUGGGCAGAGUACUUCACACGUUGCAGGAUUUCUACAGCCACAGUAACUGGGUGGAGCUUGGAUACACAGAGCCAUACAUCAAUCUCAUACGCCCAGACCUUCCACUGGAAAACCUUGCAGAUGUGGACACAGCUACCUGCAGGGACUGUGCCAGUGGAACAUGCCCCAAUCCCAUCCUCCCAAACAUCCUGAAGGAGAAGAAACUCACAUCUGGCUAUAUGGGGAUCUUCUCUGCUGCCAAGCCGAAAGGUAAAUGCAGCCAUGGAGGCGAAGGUGACCUGACUGCAACAACAGUUCCUCGUGGAGGCAUUAACAAAGACGAGCGUCGCUCAGACAGCGCGGCCCUCCACACUGCUGCUGUGAAAGCAGCAACAGAGGCCAGCCUCCAGCUUCUGCAGGACAUCCGAUUUACUGCUGGAGACAAGGACUUUUUGAGAAUGAUGGGGAUUGCACGCUCCUCUGUUGUGUGCUUCGUUAUUGACACAACUGGCAGCAUGAGUGACGACAUCGAUGAGGCCAGAGCAGUAGUUUAUGAAAUCAUUGACAGCAAAAAAGGAACUCAGGAUGAGCCAUCUGAGUACAUUCUUGUGCCUUUCAAUGACCCUAAAUUUGGACCUUUGAUCAAAACAACAGAUGCUGAAACUAUGAAAAGAGAAAUCUCUAAGCUAACAGCUGCAGGGGGUGACGAUGAGCCAGAGAUGUGCCUGUCAGGACUUCAGUUGGCUCUUACUGGGGCCCCUGACAGCUCCCACAUUUAUGUUUUCACUGAUGCUACCGCCAAAGACAUUCACCUCAAGGACGCUAUUGUUGCACUAAUCAGGACGACCAAGUCCACGGUGUCAUUUUUUAUGACCGGGGGAGCCAGAAGGAGACGUCGUUCUCUUACACGUGGUUCUUUUGAAGACUACAAAGACCUGGCUUUGGCCUCUGGAGGACAGGCCAUCCAAGUGUCUAAGAACCAGUUGCCUCAGGCCACAGAUAUCAUCCUUGACACCUCCACUUCAGCACUGGUGACAGUUCUUCAGCGAGCAAGGAAUCCAGGGAUGCAGGAAACUUUCCCUUUUGUGUUGGAUGAAUCUCUAAGAAAUAUCACAAUCUACAUCACAGGAACAUCCAUCACUUUUACUCUGACCAACCCUGCAGGUGUUAGCCAGAGCCAUAAUGAGGCCAGUGGAAAAUUGGGGACCAUACAGACUGUGGGGAACCUGAGGAGAAUUAGUCUCAAUGCUGACAGAGAGAUGGGAGCCUGGCAUAUCAACAUCAACUCCAACAAUCCCUACACACUGAAAAUCACAGGCCAGAGCACCAUUACCUUUAUCUAUGACUUUGUGGAAAGCUUCCAGGGACCUCACCCCGGCUAUGCAGUGCUCAGCGGGCGUCCACAAGCAGGCCAGCCAGCUACUCUAAUGCUCUCAGUAAUGGGUAGAAAAGGCCCGUCAUCAUUGUCUAUUGGGGCUGUUGGUCUGGUGACCAUGUCUGGCCCUGAGACUGUCAGCAAUGGCACGACAACUGACAUGGGCACUGGAGACAUCCUGGUGACUGUGGAUGCAGUUCCUGAGGGGGAGUUUGUGGUCAGUAUGAAAGGAACCGACAAGAUGUCAAACAGUCUAUUUCAGAGGCAGUCCACCACCCAGAUGUCUGUCUCCAGGGUCAACAUACAGGCUGUGGUAGACAGCAGUGCAGAGCCUGGAAAAGCCUUCCAGCUUCCCUUCAGCAUCAGGACCCAGGGCCCUGGAGGUCAAUAUUCAAUUGCAGCCAAAAAUGACAGAGGUAUAAAAAUGACCUACCCAACCAGCCUCACCUUGACAACAGGACUAUAUGCUAAUGCUACUUUGACCCUGACUCCACCUGCCAGCAUGCCUUCAGGCACUGAUGUUACUCUGACACUGGAGGCCAAGUCAGCCAGUGGUGUUGACUCCAAUUACGCAGUAUUGAGGAUAUCUGUUAUCACCAAGGUUACUGAUUUUGUUCCACCUCAGUGCGAUGUAGUUAGUGUCCUCGCUGAUGACUGCCCUAAAGAUGUGUCUCAAUGUGGACCUUUCCAGUGGGAGUUUUUGGCCAACCUUACAGACAGUAACGGCACUGGAAUAGAAGCAGUUACUCUGCAACAGGGCAGUGGAAACCUAACCUACACCUCCUUGAGUGCUCCGUUUGUUCAGGCAAACUACACAGCCUCCUGCUGCUCACAAGUUGUUGAAUUUACAGCUGUGGAUAAAGUCGGCAAUGUGGGCAAGUGUUAUCAUUCAAUUGCCUAUUCUGCCGGCCCUCCUGCCUUAACCCUUUCUCUGCCACUCUGGUUGUGUCUGCUGGUAUCAGCCAUCAUAGCAAGGUCUUAAAAUGUCUAGGUGGCAUCACUUUCAGUGUGAACGCUGAAAGGGCAAUGGAUAAUGUUUGGUUUUAAAGGAUUUACUUGUAUUGCAUUGUUUAACAUUGACCAACUUGCUACAAACCCAUCUCUAUGAAGAAAACUAAAUCUAACAUAUCUAACAUAAACAUAGCAUGAUUACUAGCAUCCAAUGCUGUGAGGGGCUGGAAGGGGUACGUUUUAAACAGGCAGGAAAGAAACAGUUUAUAAUCUGAGCAGGGGCUAGGUCACUUUCCCCGUUGAAUCAUUUUUACUAUAGAAAUAAUAUUAAUGUUUUAAAAAAGAGUUUCAGGAAUCCUCUUUCUAUCUUUCAUUUUAAAAAAAUUGACCACUGAAAUGGAAAAUUAAGAGGGGUGAAAAGUACGUUUUGGAAUGUUGGUGAAGGUUUUCAGUCAUCCACGCCAUGGUUUACAAAGCUUGAUCGAAAAGCUUUGGAUAAUCUUAACCAAGAAUAGUCAUCUAUUGACCAGUAGAAUGCUAUUGAUCUGGCUGGUCACCUGAGAGUCAUUGAUGGAGUUGUUGACCUAGUUUCAUCUGGGGGUGUACCCCCUCAGCCUUCUCUUAGAGUCACAAUAAGAUGCUGGGUCACAUGAUCCUGGGUGGGAGUAUUCUUUUGACUGUUGAUGAAGGGAAUUCAGAGCUACAUUGUGUAUUGGUGAUAAAUAGUGUCUCGGGGCACCACCUCUGCUCAGGGAUGUUUUUUCCAGGUUAACAGAAAGCUUUAUUGUGUUUUUCCACCAAGCAGUCCUGUUCAGCUCAAUUUGGUACAGUCAGAAGUUGCAUGCAUAUCCACUCUCAGAAAAUGGGAAAGAUGCCGAUUUUGGCACUCUUCUGUUCCAAGCAUACCUAUCCCACUGUAAAGGGUCAAGCUAAAACAACUGCCGCCGCCUACCAAGUAACGGUCCGGUUAGGCUGACAAACACAACUGUUGUGUUUCUGAAUGCAAUUUGUAUUUAUCAUUUCUUUAUAUCAAAAAAUAAUUGCAAUUUGUUUUCUGUGACUUUUGUGGAAUAAAAUUCAUAUAAAGAUGUGUAAUUAUGUGACUCCAACUUGGUGUUUCACAUUCUAUCCAUCUAUCUAUCUAUCUAUCUAUCUAUCUAUCUAUCUAUCUAUCUAUCUAUCUAUCUAUCUAUCUAAACAUAAUUGGACCUACCAUUCAGGCAAAGGGAGGAAGCUACCUCAUUUGUCAUCUUUCUAUUGCACUGAAGAUUCCCAAGAGCACAGUGUCCAUGGUUCCAUAAAUGAAACAAGUUUGGCACAACCAGGACUCUUCCAAGAGCUUGUCGUCAAGCCAAACUGAGCAAUCAGGGGAGAAACCUUAAAGAGGUGACCAAGAACCAGAUGGUUUAUGUGGAUUUUGUUGUAAACUCCAAGCAGGAUUUCAUGUGUCUUAGACACAUUCAAAAAACGAUAACUGAAUAAUAGCUGUGUGGUAAAACAACAUGCAAUAGCUCAAAAUUGAUUUGUGGUGUAAGUACUGAUAUUGCCAAAAGAGUGGGUAUAUUUUUUCAUUUUUGUAAGUUAAACAUGGCCUAGAGACAUACUGAAAUAUUCAUAUGUGGUGACUUUGGGAAUGAUUCUGUCAAAGAGAUGUAAUGUUCAUGAAUGAUCCGAAUCUUUUGAACGGCUCUUUAACACGAAGACGGGAAUCGAGUCAAAGUUGUGAGCCGUUUGUUUUUUUUAUCCAUAUGUUUCACACAGAUGCACACACAAGCUCCUCCUUUGCUACUUCACUGUGAGACUAUUAUACACCCAAGGACAGUUCAGGAGUCCUCUGCAGGGUUUAACUUUUUUACAAAGCAGCUAUAUGCACUCCAACAGGUCAUCAGUCCAUUGCAGUAUUAAUACUAGUAGAACUAAUACGCUGUAUGUACAUUUUUUUUUCAUUUAUUAUAGUUUUAUCUAUUGUUCUAAUACUUGAAAUAUUGUUUUGUCAAAGUAUUGUAUUUUUCUAUCAAAAUAUUCUUGUGUGAAAUGUUUUCUCUAAAACUUGCAUUAAAAACAGGUGUACUACAUACAUAUAUGCAACACUAACAGUACAGAACUGUUGCAGAAUGUGGUACUUAUAUUUUUCUCUUGUUUACAAAAUUUUUUAAAGGCGCUUUCAGUGAUUUUAUCACCAAUAGAAUAUAUAUUUGUGUGAUGUCUAUGUUUGAAUGAUUCUGACCCAAAUUGUCCCCUAUCAGUCCUUCCAGUGAUUAUUUCUUGGAUAAAAUGAGUUAACGCCUGGCUAGCUCUUUAAAAAAUAAAAUAAAAAUUGAGCCAGUUUUUUUAACGGUUCUUUGACAGGAACAGAUCCGCAAGAGCCAUAAAUCCCAUCUCUAUUCUGUUAGAUGUGAUGAGGAAGUACUUUAGGCUAUUUUCAAUCCAGAUUGGUACAUUUUACAUUUUUAUGACUGAAAGACAAGAAAAUGAGCUAUAUGGAAAUAAAAGCAAUUCAAAUUUUCACAUUUUAAAAAAAGGUCCCAAAUUCUGCACGUUUAUUAUCAUGCAUGUUUUCUUUAACUCUUAACAAAAAAUGAAAAACUUACUUCAACAAUGUUGUUGGAUUGUUAAAUAGUUUUAACAAAGAAAUGAAAACAUGUUUCUCUGCCUUUUGUGACAAUUUGUCUUUGCAAACAACAACCACAAGGCUGCAUUUCAGUUUAGAUCAGAUUUGAAUGUACAGAGGUAUUUUACAAUCACAGCUGAUGUUAAA
This is a messenger RNA of Cheilinus undulatus (humphead wrasse), 5686 nucleotides long. RefSeq names its product von Willebrand factor A domain containing 11 (gene vwa11). Lineage: Eukaryota; Metazoa; Chordata; Actinopteri; Labriformes; Labridae. The transcript is spliced from 18 exons. Bases 185 to 2959 code for a protein of 924 amino acids. The record is from RefSeq and is a predicted model, not a curated record.